AUGCCACGCUGGAUCCUCGGAGACAAGUUCGACACCGUCUACCCCCACAAGGGCUCGUUGAAGGUCCUGUGGGAGUCGAGAUGGAAGUUUGCCUGUUCGAAAUCCGUCUAUCCCUUCCAUGACGGCUCCAUCGAGGACUUUGAGCCCAUCUUCAACCAUCUCAUCUCGAAAAACAUCAACGACGCUGCCUCGGAUGAAUACACUCAGGCAUUCCUCCCCACGGCAUCUGCCCUCGAGGAAAAAGCCGCGCAGGCCCUCCAAGCCGGCAAAAAAGAGGAGGCCUCAAACCUCCUCUGCCGCGCCGCGGUCGUCUACCGCAUUUCUCGCUUCCCCUACGUGGACAUCACCAAGCCCAAGUCCAUCAAGCGGGUAGCCUUUGAGCGCCAGAAACAGGCCUACCUGAAGGCAACCAGCCUCUGGACCCAGCCCAUCCACGAGGUGAUCGUGCCUCACACCUACCGUGCCGGCAACGACGGCGCGCACAUCCCCAUCUACAUCCGCACCCCGGCGAGCGCAGACCAGUCGAACCCCGUCCCUGUAGUGCUGAUCAUGACCGGACUAGACGGCUACCGGCCAGACAACAGCCAGCGCACGCACGAGAUCCUCGCGCGCGGCUGGGCGGCUGUUAUCGCUGAGAUCCCCGGCACGGCGGACUGUCCCGCUGACCCUGCGGACCCUGCCUCGCCGGAUAGACUGUGGGAUAGCGUCCUAAGCUACCUCGACCAGCGGCCCGAGCUGAACACGGCCAAGAUGGUGGUCUGGGGGUUGAGUGCGGGCGGAUACUAUGCUAUCCGGGCGGCGCAUACGCACCGUGACCGCCUGCUAGGGGCUAUUGCGCAUGGUCCGGGAUGCCACCAUUAUCUUGAUCCGGAGUGGUUGGCGAAGGUUAAUGACCACGAGUAUCCUUUUGAGUUAACCCCCGCAUGGGCAACCAAGCACGGGUACAAGACCGUCGAGGAGUUCGUAGCCGGCGCACAGAAGAAGUUCUCGCUUGUUGAGACGGGCAUCGUCGAUCAGCCCAGCUGCCGUCUGCUGCUGUUGAAUGGCGUUGAUGAUGGCGUUGUGCCGAUUGAGGAUUGUCUGGUGCUGUUUGAGCAUGGCUCGCCCAAGGAGGGACGAUUCUACAAGGGUCUCCCGCAUAUGGGAUAUCCCAACAGUCUUCCUACUUCCUACGAGUGGCUGGAGCAGGUUCUGGCUUCGCCUUCGAAGACGAAGAACUGA
Molecule: messenger RNA, 1221 nt
Organism: Aspergillus lentulus
Lineage: Eukaryota; Fungi; Ascomycota; Eurotiomycetes; Eurotiales; Aspergillaceae
Gene: ayg1
Product: heptaketide hydrolyase ayg1
Source: RefSeq, a predicted model, not a curated record